Molecule: messenger RNA, 1071 nt
Organism: Drosophila bipectinata
Lineage: Eukaryota; Metazoa; Arthropoda; Insecta; Diptera; Drosophilidae
Source: RefSeq, a predicted model, not a curated record
AUGAAGUUCCUACCGGUGCUGGCAGUGAUCGUGCUUAGUUUAGCGGCAGCACAAGCUGCCUCCAGUCGCCCGCAGCUGGUGCGCCUCCACCAGGUGAGUCGGGUGGAGUACAACGAGCUCCUGCGACUGACCCAGGGAAAGCAGGAGGUAUCCGAGGCGCGUCUGCUCAGCAGCUCCAUCGCCGGCAUCAAGGGUCUGGCUUCUGGCUUUGCCGCUGGCAACUUUAUUCCCGCCAUCUUCAGCUCCGGCUCCAAGGACACUACCAAGAAGGGCCGGCCUCUGUGCGUGAUCUCCACCAACGAUCUGGAUAAGGAUGAGGUGCGCUCGGGUCGUGUGGUCAGCAUUGAGUACGAGCCCAACUCCGACUCCAGUUCAGGAUCAGGUUCCUCUUCGGGAUCGGGUCAUGGAAGCCAUGGUCAUGGCAGUGGAAGUGGCCAUGGAAGUGGCAGUGGAAGUGGACAUGGAAGUGGCCAUGGAAGUGGUCAUGGAAGCGGACAUGGAAGUGGCAGUGGCAGCAACGAUGAUGAUGAUGAUGAUGUGACGACCGUGAACUGUAUUUUGGUGGUCAAUGGCACCGAUACAACCACUACAACCACCAAGAAACCUGACCACGGAGAUGGAAAUGGACACGGACAUGGACAUGGCCAUGGUGACGGACAUGGACACGGCUCUGGCUCUGGUUCUGGCAAGCCCAGCUAUCCCCUGUACCCACCCUACCCAUACCCACCUUACGGCUAUCCCUAUCCACCCUACCCCUACCCUCCACCAUUCGCCUACCCACCACCACCACCUCCACCACCACCACCCAAGCACGACAAGCGAUCCUUUGCCGAGGAGGCGGAUGUGGGUCGUCUUAUCGAAGCCUACAACGAUUACUACUACCAGCCAGAGAGCUACGCCCUGAGGGCGGGAAAGCGCUCUAGGGCCAACCAGGAGAUCUCUGCCUACCAGCCCGUCCCCUACCCCAAGCAGGAGUACGCCUCCAACUACCCCAAGGUGAUCCGUAACUACGGCCUGACCCACCCCGCUCCCGUCUACGUGCGGUCCCCGCAAUUCGAUGAGGGCCAGUAA